CAGAGCGUGAAUUAGUCGUGACACUAUAUAUUAAAAAUGGUUUCAUAUAUUGGAAAUGUAAUUCUAAAAGAACAGUGUGAAAUUUAGAAACUAAAAACAAUGUGAAAUGCAUAAUUAAAUUAAAGUUCUGACUCUCCCCAGGGUCUGCUGUCCAACCAUGUCCAAGGGUUGAAGAAAAUGAUAAAUAAAAUACAAAACCAGUAUUGCAAUAUUCUUGAACCAAUUAUUAUGUAAUCAGAUUUCUAGAAAAUUCUGUUUUCAUUAAGUUUUCAUUAAACAUUCUUAAUGUUAAUAUCUUUUAAUGUUUAAAUUAUAUUUCUACUGACGUUGAACAAUAUUAAGCAAUUAAAGAAUAUUUUUUAUAAAUUUUUAUUAUUUCUAUUGAAUGAUGUUAGAUAACAAAAAUGUGUUGGAGGUUAAUGUGGGUUAAUGUUUCAUGUUGGACAAUGGAAAAAGAUUCAACAUUUUAAAUUACAUACAUAAUAGUUGCAAUCGUGUCGAACGAAAAAUGGCCGCAAACGUAAGAACAGAAAUGCGAAUUCCUACACGUUCUGCUCCUCGUCCACCUGUCAAUUCAACAGCACAAAGAAAUGUUAUGUGGAAUAGCACAAAUGAUGUUUACGGUUCUAUGCAACAAUCCAUUCAAAAGAAGAAACCACCUCCUCGACCACCACCACCAAAGUUUAAUCAAAAUCACUUACAAAUACAGAAGGAUAAAUCAAAGAAACCAGCAAAACCAACAGAACUAUUGAGUAAUCUUUUUGGAAGGAAAAGAAGUGAACAUUUAAGUACAACACAAUUGAAUAGCCAAAUACAAAGUGCAAUAUCACAAUCUGAACAUACAAAUGGAUCAGUUUGUCUAAUAGAUUUUAGUCCACCUGGUUCUCCAACUUUUACAACUCGAUCAAGUAGCGACGGUGUUAGCAUUGAUAGUUUUGGCAGUGAUGGUAAUUCAAAUCCAUCUGUAUUUACAAGUAGUGGAAAUACAUCUCAAACAGAAAGUGCCUUUGAAGAUGAUUUUGAUGUGUUUGGAAUAUCUGCUAAGAAAAUGCCAAAAAAUGACCCUUGGCAAAUUAAUUCGAUGUCAGAUCCAUUUGGACCAUUAGAAGUAACUAAUUACAAUACAGUUGAACCUGUAAAAUCCAUAGGAGAUGCACAGUUCUUUGCUUUCAAUACAAAUAAUCAAAUGUCUUUUAAUCAGACAUGUUCAAAAAUUACUCAGUCAUUGCCUACUAUUAUUCGUGCAAAAGUACCCAAACCACCAGCACCAAAAAUUUCACAAAAAAGAGUAGAGAAUAAAAUUAAUCGUACAAUUGAGAUAGAGUCCAAUUGUUUUAAUAAAACAGCAGGGCCAUUUACAAAACCAAUAACAUUAGAUUUAACUAAUUCAUGGCCGAACGAGCCUAAAGAUAAUUCUUCUCCACCAAUGCCCACAAUACCACCACCUGCACCACCACCAGAGUAUUUAACAGAAACAAACGAUCUUUCAAUGAUCAGUGAAGAACCUUAUGGCAUUGCUCUUUAUGACUUUCCUGUAACGCACGAAGAUGAUUUAUCUUUUAACGAAGGUGAUAAAAUAUAUUUGAUUAAAAAAGUUAAUGAUGAUUGGAUGGAAGGCAGGAUAGGAAACCGAAAAGGAAUAUUUCCUAUUAAUUUCAUUGAUAUAAGAGUUCCACUGCCUGGUGUUCCAGAUAAUGUAGUUGUUGCUGUCUAUUCCUUUAAAGGGGAAACAAUAGAAGAUUUAAAGUUUAAUGAAGGUGAUAAAAUCACAGUUUUAUCAAGGAUAUCACAAGAUUGGUUGUACGGUGAAUGUAAAGGUCGGAAAGGGCAGUUUCCAGCAAAUUAUGUGAACAGAAUCCCAUGUAAUAUUCCAUCAUUCAAUUAAUCUGUAUGUAUAUGUUAUAAAUCAAUAGUUUCACAA
This is a messenger RNA of Osmia bicornis bicornis, 1921 nucleotides long. RefSeq names its product abl interactor 2-like. The coding region runs from base 437 to 1885 and encodes 482 amino acids. Lineage: Eukaryota; Metazoa; Arthropoda; Insecta; Hymenoptera; Megachilidae. Gene Ontology annotation, molecular function: lipid binding; protein binding. Gene Ontology annotation, cellular component: medial cortex; actin cortical patch; Rvs161p-Rvs167p complex. The record is from RefSeq and is a predicted model, not a curated record. Gene Ontology annotation, biological process: endocytosis; plasma membrane tubulation; actin cortical patch localization. The transcript is spliced from 7 exons.